GACCUUCUACUAAGGUUCCCGGCCUUGCACUGCAUCAUGCAGCUUAACAUCACUCAAUUAUCAGUGGUUUUACUAAAUUUAACAGUUUUACUUCUCCGUAAAGUACAUUCUUAUAUAUCAAAUUUUAAAUGCAUUGUUCCAGCUGCUCAGUUGGCAUCAGAUCGCUGUACCGAGGGUAGCAAGGUCCAAGGCCUAAAGAAUUAAUGUUUUUGUUGUAAGUUGUUUUCAGUCUAUAAUUUUAAUUUUAAUAAAUUAAUAGAAUUUACUAUUACUUACUAAACUAAUUAAUUAGUCAUUAGUAAAUAGGCAUAGUAUAGUUAUUGCCAUUUACCAUUCUUAUUAACUGUGCAUUAAAAAUACAUGUAGCCUACCAGCAACAUAGCUGGUAUAAGUGUGAGGCAACAUAUUUGAUAGAAGAGAGAAUUAACAUUGAUGAUAGAAGAGUAGGCAACAAAUUAAAUGGGGCAAGAAGUAAUAGCUGGUAUAGGAGUGGGACAAUAUAGUGGCUGGUAGAAAAGUGGGGGAAACGUAGCUAGUAGUAUAGAGGAUUGAGGGCAGCAUAGCUGGCAGACAGUGGGCCAACAUAUAAGAGUGGGGCAACAUAGUUGUAGAAUUAUGGGGGAAAAUAGCUGGUUGGUAGAAGAGAAGGGCAUACAUUUUGAUUUUGAUGAAUUACUUUUAAAAAUUAAUUAACAUUUUUUAGCUCAGAGCAGUAAGAUAUUUUACCAGCUCCAGCUUUGGGCAAAAAGUAAAAGACCCAGCUCUGAGCUUCUACUCAGAUCUCCGCUCCAGAUCCCUGUUGAACUUGUGUGAUUAUCUAUAUAAAUUGUUGAUUUCAAUUUCAGUAGGCUAGAUCUUAUUACUUUAGUUGACUAGACAAUAUAUAGCUAUUUACUCACAAAUAUACUAAUAUUCAAAUAGUAGUAAUUUAAUAAAUAGAAAGAGAAAUCAGAAAUAGAAUCACUGUAUCUGUCAUUUAUUGUGGGGGGAAGGGGUGGUUUUUGGGUCGCGGAGACUGCAAUCAGGUUUAGGUAGAAGGUAAUGUUUGCAAUUAGAUAUGGUAAAAACCUGAAAAAGGAAACAAAAAAACGUGUCACCAAGAAGCCUUCUUCAGAAAACAAACAAAGGAUAACGCCACUAUAAAAAAAUAGCUGAAAUGUUGUAUCUGAGAGGACAGCAAGAGGAAUGUGGUAGACCGUUUAAACUUAAACUCUUACAUUAACUACAUAAACUUAAACUCUUACUUGUAGUUAAUAUAAUAUAGUUUUCAGGUUUUUACCAUACCUUGUUGCACAUUUCCUUCUAUCUGUCAUUCAGGAUCAAAGGUGGACAGUAACAACCGCAACCACAUAAGUAGAGCGUCAAUUUUCUGAAUGCAGAUUAUCUGAAACACAAUUUAACCGAACUGCCCCUGUCUUUUUUUAAAUUAUUAUGGUACACAAUGUGCUUGGCAUUGAGCAUUGUUUUAUAAAAAACACUGGAAAACAAUUCUCACUGUGUCGCACAAUCCAGUUAAAAUCUAGUUACGUACUUAACAUAAGACUGGAGUAAUGGGAUCCACAAACUUGUUAAUUUUUGCGACAUAUAACGACUGCAAAGACAAAUGGACACCAGAUUUAUUUUAAGCAGCAUUGUUACAUACUGUCACAGUUUUGAAGAUUUAAUUGGGCUUGUAGAAAGAACAAUAUGUAGCAAAGGACUGAGAAAAAACAUGAACAUGACAAUGAUACCAAAGCUUGUGAUUCUAAAAAUAUUUAUUGACUUUAAUUAUUAGUAUUACAUUUCUAUAAAAAUACAAAUUCGAAUACAGAAUAAAAAAAAAGCUAAACCAACUUACAGCACAGCAAGUGAAAAGGUACACUCCUCAAAAAUACAAAUAUUAAUUUACCUACACACAAUUAUAUAACGUCUCAUUUAUGUUUGGGAAUAUAGCAAAAAUCUCUCUCAGUUAAGAAACCGAUCAGCCUAUUUAUAGGGAUAUGUUAAAGAAAUUCUAGAAAUUGCUUUACCUAAUAGCAUUCUUUAGAACCAAUAGAACGCAUUCAAAGAUAAACAACCUUCUCCCAAUCAAGGGAGGCAUGGGUAAGGAAUGACACAGAACAUUUAUUUGGUGACGUUAAUCUUAAGGCCAUACUAGAGGUAGUCAAGUGGUGAUAGCUAAAAAUAGAUCUACCUUGAAGUGAAAAAAUAGGCAAAUUCAUAGUUUUUUACUCCCAAAAGUAAUUAGCCAUUGAGAUUGAAAUUAUUUUACUUUCAUAAUAAUUUUGCAGGGAAGGAUUUUACAGUGAGACAUGAGAAUGCUGAAGACACAUCAGUCUUGUUUUGCAUCUCUUUUGAAAUUUACUAACUGUAGGAACGGGAUAUUGUCAUUUUCAUCGAACAUAACCGAAAGAGCAAGUCAUUCUGUGAAAUAUGUGCACUGCAAAAAACGUAUACCUACUGAUAAGUGUUUAAAUUCAGAAUAUAAUGGAGUUCAUCAUGAAAAAGCAUUAUCAGUGAUACCUGCAUCUCAGCUUUUUAAAAACAAUAUUCGAUGGACAGCAUUCAAAUAUUCUUAUAAAUCAGUAUUUUCCAGAAGUUGUGUAAUAUCAAAUGGCAUUUUUCCAAUAACAUCAUUACACAAUUUAUCACUACUGAAAGCUUCCAUCCACCAGACAUCAUUUCCUCACAGACUAAAACAUGCUCAAAGAAAAAGUAAAGGGGGCAAUUUUUCUACAACUCGACUCAUCUUAGAAUCCACUCCCCUUUCACUGCAACCAUACCUGAGACUUAUUAGGUUUGACAAACCAAUAGGUGAGUAGUCACAAACUGAGCUAAGGGUAUAAAUAAGUUUUAACGUCUUCUUCGGUAUUAUGCUUUGAGAGUAAUGUCUCAUUUUAUUGCUUAAAUUGUUAUUUUAUAUUUAAAUAAUGGUAACUUUUUUGUCCUUUUGAAAUAAAAUUUGAUUAAAAAAUGUGUUCCCAGGAACAUGGCUUUUGUAUUGGCCCUGCACUUGGAGCAUAGCAUUAGCAGCUCCACCUGGAUGCAUGCCUGAUCUGAAAUUACUGGCACUGUUUGGUGCUGGUGCAUUCUUUAUGAGAGGAGCUGGAUGCAUUAUUAAUGAUAUGUGGGAUAAAGAUUUUGAUUCAAAGGUAUAUUUAAACUACCAUUUAUGUUGAAAAGUUAGGAUAAUGGUAUCUUUGUUCUCUUCCUUUAAUUAUUUGAAUGGCUUUUUACAUAGGCAUCAUUAUUUAAGUUAAGUUACCUCUAUUAUUUUUUACUUGAACAACUUCACUGCACACAGGUUGCUAGAACCAGAACUCGACCGUUAGUCUCUGGGGAGAUCACCUAUUUUCAGGCAUUAGUGUUUCUUGGGACGCAGCUAUCCUGUGCAUUGGCAAUCUUGUUACAGCUCAAUCAGUAUAGGUACUUUGUAAUCUGUACAUUUUGGCAACAGCUUAGCUUGAUGAGAUGUUCAUCUCAUUGUCAUUUAUAGCUAUAAUUAUUUAACUUAAAUAUUGAUAAUUUAUGAGUUAUCCAGUUUGUAAUAAAAUAUUAGUUUACUCAUUCAAAGUUUACUCAUCUUUGAUAUCUCUAAUUUUUCAAAAUGUCCAUUAUAUAUUUUACAGUAUCAUUUUGGGAGCUGCUAACAUGGGGCUAGUAAUUGUUUAUCCAUUGUGCAAACGCUUUACAUACUGGCCACAGGUCAUGUUAGGUAGGUGUUGGACAUGAGUGCUGUUGUGGCACUUAGAUGAAUGUGACCAUGUUAUGCAAAUGCAAGGUAUUAGAUCAUAGCGUGAGCGCACUGUCUCUUAUGAAAUUGUUGUUACUUUCCUCUGUGGAAGGUGUAUGCUGCACUAGGAUUUCUUUUUAAAUUUUGUUUGGCAUGGUUUUAUUAUGAAGUACCGGUAUAUAAAAAUAUUUGACCAACAACUAACCGACAGUGUAAAUUAUUUCAUGUCAUUAUUGGUGUAUCUGGAAGUCUAGUAUUAAUUAGACAUUAAAAAUAACUACUAAAUUACAUGUAAAAUGAAAUGAUUAAAGUACCUAGACCCGCAAAAAAAAAUGUUUUCCAGAAAAACUGCCGUCAGUAAGAAAUUGAUCAUAAAUUUUAGAUAUCUCCCUCAGUGGUUGAGCAACCAAUUUAUCAACAGUACUGCUGAGUCUUUCUCUGAUGAUUUACAAUUGUAGAUUACAUUUUGUGCUGGUCUAUAUGUGGCAUGACUGCAUAUCUCUUUUAUUUCACAGAAUUGUAAUUACUUUGUAUGAAAUUGAACAUAAGUUAAAUCCUAAGUUUGCAUUGAGCAGAAGAAAAUACAUGAUGAACUUUUUAAAGUGUUAAUUUCUCUCUGAAGAUUAACGUUACACUGGUUAUCCAUGAGUCAUUUUUUGGUUGCGGUAGACGUAAUUAUUCUGUGCAUACCCAUUGCAGUCUUCGACCGGAUUUGAUGAUUUUAUUAAUUUCAGGACUAACUCUCAAUUGGGGUGUACUGUUGGCUUGGUCUACACUGCGAGGGUCAGUGGAGGUGCCUGGCUUGAUCCUGUACAUAGCUUGCACUCUGUACACCAUCAUAUAUGAUACAUUGUAUUCACACCAGGUACAUGCAGUUGGAUGGCAAACUUGUGACAGGGAGAAAUAAAAGCUUCUCAACAUAAUGGCUCUUUAAGCUUUAUUUUAGUUACAGUUUAAUUUUAAUUAAAGUUAAUAAAUGUGUAUCAUUUUGUGUAUCCUUUGACCUGUAACCUUUUGAACCAGUGGGUUGUCUAGCAUUGAUGGACAUGAUACAAAAAUACAAAGCCAUAACAGAUUGCAUAUCCUGGGUUCACUAGUGAGAUUAAAAAGGUGGACAAGAUGUUUUCAGUGGAAUGAGCUUUGUGUAGUUUAUAAUUUUCCUAACCUGCUGUCCCUUCUAUCCGAUCCACCUCCUUCACAAUCUUUCCCUUUUUUAUACCGGUACUCUAUAAUUAUAGGUUUUUAAAAAAUUGUAAGACAAAUUCUCAUGGUUACUGGGAAUUUCAAAAUGAAUCACUUUAAUAUGUUUGUAUAAAUUGUGCUCUGAAGCUCAUUUUUUUUACACUGAAUAAAAUUCAUCAUUAUGGCAGUGUGGCAAAUACUCUCAAUGAAUUCUACACUAUAUAUCAUCAUUCACAUGCCGCUUAAAACAUGGAGCUUAAUGCUUUUUGUCACUGUUUCAUUGUUUUUAUUUUGUAUACACGGGUAUGAUUCUUUUAUAAACAUUUAUGUACCAUAACAAGACUAAUUAAUAACUAACUUAUAUUUAGCUCUUAUAAUAAGCAAAUAUCUCUCAUAUUAACAGAAAUAAUGUCAAAGUACAAAAUUAAGCCAGUUCUUUUACAAUUUUAGCUUUCCAUUUAUGAACAUUAUUACUCAUGCUUUGAAAUCUCUUUAUGUAUAAUACAUUUAAAAAAAAAAAAAUAUUACUUAUAUUAACCAGCAAUACAUUUUGUCAAACAUAUGAAGGGUUCAAGGGAAAAACCAGUGAUGUCAGUUUUUCAAUAUUAAUAUGUCAUCUCCCUUGUGGCUACAUUCCAUUUAAGAGAAUAAUAUGAUGAUACAUAGGUCCAACUGAAAAAGCAGCGUAGUCAAUACAUAAAUAGGUAGACAUCUUGAUAUUUUCAUACUUUUAUGAGGAAUUUUCAAACUUUAAAUUCAAUUUUCUCAAAACCUGACAUCACUGUUUUUUCCCUUGAGCCCUUCAUAUAUAUUACUGAAUGUUUGAAAUUAUUAGAAAAAUAAUUAUAAUUGGCUUGUUAAAUUUAAUUUAUAACCCAGAACAACUAAACUUAUUUUAAAUCAUGCUCAAGUGAAGUAGUUGUAAAUCCUGUUAAAGCAAUUUUGGUACUAAAGAUGCACAAUUGGUUUACAUGGUUAAAUUCCUUUUGAAUAUUCUAUUCCAUAAUUAUUGUCACUAAUAUUAGUAACAUAGAGGAAUUAAUCCCUCCAUUAUAAAACCACAACAGCUUUCACUUUCACAUUUUUUAUGCUUCAGUAUUGUGUGAUAGCUUUCAAUUUUGUAAUACCCUUCAUUAUGUUGUGAUGUGUUGUUGUUAAAGUGUGAAAUUGCAUUGUGUAGUCAAGUGGCGCUUAUCAUUUCCUUUUGUAUUUGCUGUUAUGUUUUAAGUGUAGUGGUACACAAUUAAUGAUAUUGGGUACUUGGGUUAUUUGAAAGAUUUCCCUGAUCACAGGUUAAGCACCAGUUUGAGCCCGACUGCAUGUACAGUGUACACCAUACUAGCUAAAAAAAUGCAACUUUUGCUAAUACUAAUAAAUAAGUACUGAUAUACAAGUGACGGAAGCAAAAUAUUUUUUGUUAACUUGUCGUCAUUAGACAAAGUUCCUUAAAAGUUAUAAAAAUAAGUGUUAUUUUAAAGACAAUGCCCAACCGUUACUUUCCUCCUCCCAUUUCUAGGGCUUACAUUCAACUAUGGUGCUCUCUUAGGGUGGGCAUCAGUCAAGGCCUCAGUUGAUUGGUCAAUAUGCCUCCCUCUGUAUUUCUCAUGUAUCAUUUGGACCUUAAUUUAUGAUACCAUCUAUGCUCAUCAGGUAAGCAAGAAAAGAUAAUUAUUCAAGGUGUAUAAAUAAAUAUGGGAAAAAUAAGGCCACUACUUUAUUUUUAAAGCACUAAUGGAGGAUUAAUUUUUUUCUACAAAAUUUAGACAAUUGUGGAAAACAUUUUUUAAAAUUUAUUUGGAAGGAACUGAUAAUAAAUUAAAGAAAAAAAAUUAAAAUAUAAAUAAUUAAGACAAUCAUUACAUUUCAUUAGAAGACAGGAGGUUAUUUCCCCCACUGCCUUCUUUGGCCUAGUUAAAAAUUAGGCCGAAGUUCAUGGGAAUUCAAUAUUCACUUAGCUCCUAUGGUUUUUGUAUGUUGUAAAUAUAGUUACUUUAUAGGUAAACAUGUUUGUUAUGCUUGUAGUCUGAUGAAUGUUGCGGGAAUCCUAGUAUCUAAUUUUUCUAAUUUCAUUUUUGUUCAUAAAGUUUUGGAAUGACUUAUUUUUUAAAAAUUGUAUGGUUUUAACAAGUUAAACUUUGUUCAGAGUUGUUUUGUUUGAAUAUUUUGUUUAGUGUGCUUCAAGCAUUUACACUGUCAAGGGCAUAAGGUUUUUAAAUAAUAUCAUUUAGUAUUAACAUACUAAAUAAGAAACAUGAAUAUUCAAGAUCUCCCUUCAGAGCACUAUACUUUUUACAAAUUUACUGUUUCUUUCUUGCUUUAAAUUUAGAUAUUCUCUUUUUAAUUUGAUUGUGUAACUCAAUGUUCUAUUCAGCCUAGUACUAGUACACAAUGCAAACCUUGAGCAGCUCAGUUACCACAGGAUUGGGUUUCAGGAAAUUCAUUUACAAUAUUGAGGUUAUGUUUAUUUUCAUUUUAAAAAAAAAUAAGACACAACUGAAGCCUUGCUAUUAUUUUUUUGUUGUUGCUGUGUGCCACACAGCCAUAAUGAAUAAAGUUGACCACAAACUUUGGUGGGUUUGACUUUAUUUGGUAGUUUUGAUUUACUAUAGAAACAGUAAAAUAAUGUGCUUCAGGUAACAAUAGAAAUUGUACCUCUGUUUCUAGGGACUCUUUUUAUCUUCUCAUUCAUUCUCUCUACAUUUCUUCAAGAAUAUCAUUUGUUGCCUUCUCUAGUCUUUUCAUCUCUUCUAAUACACUAUAUUUGUACAUCUUUAUUUACCAAGUUAUAACUUUAAGGCUUAUAUCCAAGUGUGUCUUUGAGUAGUGUACACAUAAGCAGAUCUAGGCUUUGUCCAGAGGGAGACCCUUUCAUAGUGUGUGGAAUCAAUGGUAGUAACAGGACAUUUAAUUUUAUAAGUUUAAUUUAAACCAAAAGUGGGGGUAGAGGUCGUCUUUUUUGCCCUAGAUGUGCCACUGACUAAGAAUUUGUGACCAUGUUAGUGAAAGAUGGUUAGCUUGCCUUAGAAGCAUAAAUGCACUGUGACAUCUUAGUAUGUAUUUUAUGGGGGUAUAAUAAUUAUUUAAAUAUUAUUUUAAAAUCUAAAAAUUCUAACUUUAAUUCUCUUUAAAAUAGGAUAAAUAUGAUGAUAUGCUAAUAGGAGUAAAGUCUACAGCCAUUCGACUUGGGGAUCAGACAAAGCCAUGGAUGGCUGCCUUUACCGUCGUCAUGAUGGGUGGCCUGACAGGAUCAGGCCUUCUUUGUGAUAUGAUGUGGCCUUACUUUGCAGCAGUUGGGUUAACAGGAGCCAGAUUGGGACAGCAAGUAAGCUAUGUUUUUAAGCUGCCUGCUAUUAUAAUUCUGUAAUUCAGUGAUCAGCAAACUGGGGUAAAUUGCCCCAAAAAGGGUAAAAAUGGAAACCUUUGGGGUAAUGAGGGUUAAAAAAUAGUUCAAAAUAGUUCUUUUAAAUAGGAUAAAUAUGAUGAUGAUAUGCUCAAGGGAUGCAACGUUUUCAAAAUUGCUCAUUGCUGCCUAAUGCAACAACUUAAUUUUUGUGAACAAGGAUUUCUUACUCCAUUGAACAUAGAAACAAGGCAUAGAAAUCAAAUAUUUAACCCCAAAGACAGUACCCAAAUUUCUCUGAUUUAAAAGGGCCCAAACUUUGAUGACACAGUGUAUCUAAAUGAAACAUCAUUUCUAAAAAAUUUAAAGUGAACAUUUUUUUCAAAGGAAUUCUUUCGCUCCACAAGGAGGCUUUUACUUUUAUUAAUUUAUUUUAUUGAUGUUAUGUUGUAAUUAUGUUAAUAGUUGUAUUCUCCAUGAUCAAUCAUUGAGCCAUUUUGAAUUUAAAUAGUCUAUGAUUUUCUUCCUUAAAUAGGGUGUAAUGUCGGCCUGACCCCUGCUUUAAUUGUUACAUUUUAUUCUAUUAAAUUUUUAACACAUAUAGAAUUUUUGUAUGUAGAGUAAUAUGAACACAAAUAUUUCCUUCUAUUCAAUUUUUAUUCUAUUUUUAAUAAGAGCUCAAAGCUAAUGAUAUUCUGAUAAGUGUAAUUGUUUUCUUUCAGAUCUAUUCUGUUGAUCUUGAUAAUGCUGAAGAUUGUGCUAAAGCAUUCCGUGGAAACUUUUAUUUAGGAGGAGUUAUGUUCAUAGGCAUAGUCCUAGCUAAUCUCUUAAAAUCUAAGGAACAGAUGACAUUACAAGAUGACUCUAAAGAGCUAGUUUAGUUAAAUGUUAAUUAAAUAGUUGUACUUUUUUGUAAUUUCAAUAUGCUCCAGAUUUUGCACUAUAUUAUUUAUCAGAUUUUAAUAUUAUUAAAAGAAUAUUUUAUGUCCUUUGGUCUAUUGCUCAAAUCUUUUCAGAAAUGUUUGUGUUACAACCGUUUAAAACUCAAAUAUUAUACUUUUGCCUUAUUUUGUAUUUAUGUCCCAAAUCCAACACUCAUUUAAAUUGUGUCUACACAAAUUGAAUCAGAAUAUGAUAAUUAAUAACAAAAAAAUUAAGUUAUCUGUGCUUCCAUCUCAUUGGAAAUAGAAGUUAAAUCACUUAUUUUUUCAAAAUCUGUUCACUGGUAUUAAUGUCUCAAUUGUUCCUAAAAAAAUACUAAAUUGUAUUAUUAUACAUAAGAUUUGUUUUUUUAGAAACAAUAGACAUUAAAUCUUUUGUUGUUAAUAAGCCUAAAACCAUUGUUUACAGUAAAGCAAUUAAUUACAAAGUUUGCAAACUUUAUUUCAUUUAGCCCUCAG
Molecule: messenger RNA, 9634 nt
Organism: Lymnaea stagnalis (great pond snail)
Lineage: Eukaryota; Metazoa; Mollusca; Gastropoda; Lymnaeidae
Source: the annotation of a GenBank genome assembly